Molecule: messenger RNA, 298 nt
Organism: Cladocopium goreaui
Lineage: Eukaryota; Dinophyceae; Suessiales; Symbiodiniaceae
Source: the annotation of a GenBank genome assembly
GACCGAAAUCUCUCCACCAAGCAGCUGCAGAUGUGCAGUGGUUCGACGCGGAAAUAUUUGCUAUGCUUGGAAGACCUGGGCACAGGCUACUCCGAUGCGCUCUCUGUACUGGGUAAACUGUCGGACUUUUUCAUCGCGCCUUUGCAGUAUGGAGUGGGACAACUCAACACCUUGUCCAUCUUCUUCCUCACGGAGCAAGAGGUGGGAUCCCUCAGCAACGUCGAGACGGAGGUUUGGGUUGAUGCUCCUUCUGGCUUUGAUUUUGGACAGUGCCCCUGAGCGAUCGCGCCUGCUGUGA